AUGGCGCGCUCCAAGUACACCGUGGCCGUGCUCCUCGCCCUGCUGGCCAUCGUCGCGACGCUGCAGCCGUCCGAGGCGAGGGUCCAGCCCGCCGCCGCCGCAAACCAAGAAGAAGCCACAGCCACCACCACGGCCGAUGGAGGCUCGCCAUCUCUUCCCGGCCUGCCGCUGCCUCAGAUCCCCGGCAUGCCUAGCCUACCACCGAUAUUCCGCUCCCUUUUCCCGCCACUGCCCCAGAUCCCCGGCUUGCCGCCGCUGUUCGGGCCGCUCCCUGGUGGUGCACCGGGCACCCCUCCAUCUCAUGCACCGCCGAGCCUCCCACACCUCCCGCUUCCCACCGGCUCGCCAAGCCCGCCGUCGCCGAAGGAGUGCCUGACACCAUUGACGGCCAUGAUACCGUGCAUGGACUACCUCACCAACAUCACGGUGUUCUCGCCACCGGACGCGUGCUGCGACGGCCUCAAGUCGGUCGUCAGCACCGCGCCGAUCUGCCUCUGCCACGGCCUGAACAACAACGGCGGCAUGAGCAAGCUCUUCCCCAAGCCCAUAGAUCCGAUCCGCAUGAUCAUCCUCCCGCUUAGGUGUGGCGCCAUGAUACCCAUCCAGACGAUCUUCUCCUGUGGCACCCAACCCUUGCCACCGUUGACGCCUCCUGCCAUGACUCCGGCGCCUCACGCUGCAUCUCCAGCGCCAUCACCAUAG
Triticum turgidum subsp. durum (durum wheat) is the source of this 702-nucleotide messenger RNA. The record is from the annotation of a GenBank genome assembly. Lineage: Eukaryota; Viridiplantae; Streptophyta; Magnoliopsida; Poales; Poaceae.